AUGUAUGAUAACAAAAUUAUUGCAAUGUUUCCUAAAAAGAAAUGGGCUGGAUGUUGUCGCAUCUUGGAGAAAAAUAUUGCGUCCAUGCAAUGCGGUCAGUGCAAAGAUCAUUAUCACACUGUGUGUGUGAAUAUAGAUGAUGAAAAAUUCAGCAUGCUCACAAAGGAAUGGAAGGCUAAUUGGACAUGCCUGGCUUGUGUAUGCAGGAAACCACGAACUAGGGAUAACACCAAUACACCUGUGCGGAGCGGCAGCUCAGGCGGAGUCACUGCUAGCGGGGCCGCGGUGAUCCCGAUCACGUACAUAACUGACGAGCUCGCGGCGUCGCCCGCAUCUUACGAAAAUAUAACACGCCGCACGAAGGUGGUUGCUACCAAAUCAAACCGUUAG
Parnassius mnemosyne (clouded apollo) is the source of this 390-nucleotide messenger RNA. The record is from the annotation of a GenBank genome assembly. Lineage: Eukaryota; Metazoa; Arthropoda; Insecta; Lepidoptera; Papilionidae.